Molecule: messenger RNA, 660 nt
Organism: Triticum turgidum subsp. durum (durum wheat)
Lineage: Eukaryota; Viridiplantae; Streptophyta; Magnoliopsida; Poales; Poaceae
Source: the annotation of a GenBank genome assembly
AUGAGUGACGAUGGCGACUCCGACAUCUGCGAUGGAUGCAUCGAGGCGAUCUGCUGCGCGUUUUUCGUGGAUUCCCUCGGCGGCAAGACACUCUUCCGCAUUGUCUGUGCUAUCGUGAUCUUCGCCGUCCUGGCCACCGGGUUCACGCUGCUCGUCAUCGCGUUCGUCACGCGCCCCGUCGGCGUCACCGUCGAGGACGCGGCCCUCGCCCGCCUCGCCCUCGCCAACAAGAACGCCACGGCCACGGCGCUCGCCUACGACUUCUCGCUCGCCGUCGCCGUGCGCAACCACAACUGGAUCAUGCGCACCCAGCACACGGCGCCGCUCCACGCGGAGCUGCUCUUCGCCGGCGCUCGCUUCGCCCGCGUCGGGCUGGCGGGCGCAGGGGGCCUUGUACAACCGGGGAACAAGGAAGUGUACCACGCCACGGCGGCGGCCGACAACGCGAGCGUCGCGCUGGGGAGCGCAGGGGUGGCCGAGUUCGUCAGGGAGAGCACGGCGGGGGUCUUUCAUUUGGAGCUCAGGGUUCUCGGGGAGGUCAGGUACCAGCCGCGCCACCACCUGCACAGGCUGCAUGCGAUCUGCCCGCUGGAGUUGGCUCUGUCGACGGCAACGUCGCCGGCGACGUUCAGAAAGGUCAAGUGCGCCGCUUUUUCAUAG